Messenger RNA from Penicillium angulare, 1680 nucleotides. RefSeq names its product translation initiation factor eIF2B subunit delta. Lineage: Eukaryota; Fungi; Ascomycota; Eurotiomycetes; Eurotiales; Aspergillaceae. The record is from RefSeq and is a predicted model, not a curated record. The coding region runs from base 1 to 1680 and encodes 559 amino acids. The transcript is spliced from 2 exons.
AUGACUGAACCGAUGGACUCGGCUCCCACUUCCUCUGCGCAGGCUGGUGCGCCCGCCCAACCCCCAUCCCAACCUGCGACCGAGAACCCCCCUUCGCAGCAAAAUCUCCCGAUCCGCGAUGCAAAGAGCGCAAAAGACAAGGGCCCCGCACAGCCAGACAAACAACCAGCGAAGGGCAAAGAUGCCCCCGCACCAGCUGCCGGAACUGAAUCUGGUGCUGCCGCAGGUGGUGACAAGCCCCUCAGCCCCGCCGAGCUGAAAAAGAAGGCCAAGGCGGACAAAGCUGCUCGACGCGCAAAGGAAAAAAUUGAAAAAGAUGGCGGAGCUGGUGCUGCGGGCGGUCCAGCUUCUGGAGCCGGUCAGGCUCGUCCCCCAGCUACCCCGAGGAAAGACGUUGCCCCUGGUAGCGCUGCGCAGAAGGGAUCAAAGACGCCACUGCUGCGCCGGGGAUCUCACGGCGGCGGCAGCGCAGCUGUCGAGCAGAAGAAAAAGAAGGAAGAUAAGAGCGUCGCUGUAUUCGGUCAUCUGUAUGGCCAGCAGCGUAGGACUACUGUUGCUGGUGCCGGCAAAGAAGUGCACCCUGCGGUGCUGGCGCUGGGUCUGCAGCUGAGGGACUAUGUGGUUUGUGGCAGCAGUGCACGAUGCGUUGCUACUAUGCUUGCCUUCAAGCGAGUCGUCGAAUCCUACACUACACCUUUGGGUACUUCGCUCCCUCGCCACCUGACAACACAUCUUUCGCAUCAGAUUACCUAUCUCUCGACAUGCCGGCCACUCUCUAUCAGUCAAGGAAACGCCAUUCGUGCCUUGAAGCUGGCUAUUGCCGAUAUCGACCCCUCCACGCCCGAGUCAGCCGCCAAGACCACAUUGUGCGAAUUCAUUGAUAGCUUCAUCCGCGAAAAAAUCACAGUUGCGGAUCAGGUAAUCGCAGAAAGUGCGGCUCAGAAGAUUCAGGAUGGCGAUGUUAUUGUAACUUUUGCGGGUAGCUCAAUCGUGAAGCAGACACUUCUGGCAGCACACAAUGAUGGGAAGCAAUUCCGGGUAUCGAUCAUCGAUUCACGUCCUCUGUUUGAAGGAAAGAACCUCGCUCGCGCCCUCGCCAAUGCCGGUCUGGAUGUACAAUACUCACUGGUGCAUGGUAUAAGCCACGCAAUUAAGGACGCUACUAAGGUUUUCCUGGGUGCCCACGCCAUGACCAGUAACGGUCGCCUAUACUCCCGCGUCGGUACCGCCUUGGUAGCUAUGUCUGCCAAGGAACGUGCCGGUGGCGUCGAAGUUCCCGUUAUCGUAUGCUGCGAGACAGUCAAGUUUACCGAUCGUGUCGCACUGGACAGUAUUGUCGUCAAUGAAAUUGCCGAUGCCGACGAGCUUGUCUCGGCCAAUACCGCGCAGCAGGUUACUGGUCUUCCCGACCCGGCAGCAUUCACUGCUCCCCCUGUUGACCCCAAGAAGGGCAAAGGUGGGAAGUCUGCCUCCAACGCCCCUACUCCCGACCCCGUUUCGUCUGAACGUGUUCCCUCUCCUUCACCCCUCGCCAGCUGGAAGGACACCCAUAACCUCCAGCUCCUCAACUUGAUGUAUGACGCUACUCCGGCCGAGUAUGUGGAUAUGGUAAUUACUGAAUUGGGCAGCUUGCCUCCCAGUGCCGUGCCCAUUGUCCACCGGAUGAGCACGAAUAUGUGA